AUGGAUAGUUUUACGAUAAAAGGAAAAAGUGGAAGUGGCUCAUCUGCUAUGAAACAACAAACUAUAAAUUCAAUGGUGAAGGAUAGAGAUUUGGUGGUUCGAGAUAUUUGUAGAUGCAUAUAUGGCAAUGCAUUGCCAUUUAAUUUAGUUAAGAGUCCACUAUUUAUUAAUAUGGUGAAGUCUAUUAGUGAAUAUGGUAGAGGCUUAAAACCAUCAACUUAUCAUGAAGUGAGGGUGUCAUAUUUGAAGAAAGAAGUUGAUCUUGUCCAUACUAGUUUGGAUAAAUAUAAGUUGGAAUGGAAGAAAAUUGGUUGUACAUUGAUGUCAGAUGGAUGGACUGAUAGAAAUGGUAGAUCUCUUACUAAUUUUCUUGUUAAUAGUCCUAGAGGGACUGUUUUUAUAAAAUAUGUUGAUACAAGCAGCUUUAUUAAAGAUGCUGAAAAAAUGUUUGAAUUACUUGAUGAGAUGGUGAUGGAAAUUGGAGAAGAGAAUGUCGUUCAAGUAGUGACAGAUAGUGCUUCAGCCCUUGUAUCUGUUGGACAAAAGUUGAUGGAUAAAAGAAAGCAACUCUUUUGGUCACCCUGUGCAGCCCACUGUCUUGAUUUGAUUUUGGAAGAUAUUAGUGGCAUUACAUCAAUUUUGAAACAAAAGAUUGCACUUCGAUCUAUGUUUACAUCUGAAAAAUGGGUUAAUAGUGCUUAUUGCUCUAGGCCGGAAGCCAAAUUUGCAGAAAAUGUUGUUUUAGCUGAUAAAAGGUUUUGGAAAUCAAUACAUUAUUGCUUGAAAAUUUUGUCUCCUCUUCUGAAAGUUCUUAGACUUGUGGAUAGUGAUUCAAAACCUGCAAUGGGAUACAUUUAUGAGGCUAUGGAUAGAGCAAAGGAAGAAAUAGCAAAGAGUUUUAAUCAUGAGGAAAAGAGAUAUAAGGAUGUACGGGAAAUCAUUGACAAGCGUUGGGAUUUACAACUUCAUAGGCCUCUUCAUGCAGCCGCCUAUUUUCUUAAUCCAAAGUUCCACUAUGACACAAAGUUCAACCUAGAUCGUGAGGUUAAAACUGGCUUGUGGAAGACAUUGGAGAAUAUGUGUCCUGAUAUUGAAACAAGGAUCACAAUUGAUUCCCAAAUUGAGAAAUUUGACAGGGCUGAAGGACUCUUUGGAAAUAGUUUAGCAAUUUCAACUAGAGCUAGGAAGCAACCUGCUUUAUGGUGGAAUAGUUUUGGAGACGACUGCAAAGAGCUACAAACAAUAGCUAUUCGUAUCCUAAGCCUCACUUGCAAUGCUACAGGGUGCGAGAGAAAUUGGAGUGUGUUUGAUCAAAUUCACUCUAAGAGAAGAAACUGUGUAGAGCAACAAAGGUUGAAUGCUCUUGUGUUUGUUAAAUACAACCUUCAACUUGAAAUUAGGCAAAAACAGAGGGAGGAAAAAGGAGACACAUAUGAUCCUAUCUGCUUAUCAGAUUUAGAUUCUGACGAGGAACGGAUUUCUGAGCAAGAGGAGCCUUGCUUAAUGGAUGAGGAAUCUUUGAUGGAUGUUCAUGAGUGCUUCAACAUUGAUGAAGGAGACCAAAGCAAAAAGAGAAAGAGAGGUCCUCGAAAUCUUCAAGAUGAUAGGAAUGAUAAAGGCAAAGGCGUCUUAAUACAAAAGGAUGUCAACAGGAAUGAUAACAGAAAAGGAUCUCAAAUUAUUGAACAAGAUAUGAGAGAUGAGUCAGAUGACUCUACUAAUGGAGAGGAUGAAGGAAUAGAUAUGCCAAUACUAGAUCCUGAUAGUGAUAGUAGUGAUAAUAUUAGUCUUGAAAUUUAA
Messenger RNA from Gastrolobium bilobum, 1800 nucleotides. RefSeq lists its product as uncharacterized. Gene Ontology annotation, molecular function: protein dimerization activity. The coding region runs from base 1 to 1800 and encodes 599 amino acids. The record is from RefSeq and is a predicted model, not a curated record. Lineage: Eukaryota; Viridiplantae; Streptophyta; Magnoliopsida; Fabales; Fabaceae. The transcript has 5 exons.